Molecule: messenger RNA, 1514 nt
Organism: Carassius auratus (goldfish)
Lineage: Eukaryota; Metazoa; Chordata; Actinopteri; Cypriniformes; Cyprinidae
Product: probable G-protein coupled receptor 148
Exons: 2
Coding region: 470-1423 (317 amino acids)
Biological process (GO): detection of chemical stimulus involved in sensory perception of smell; G protein-coupled receptor signaling pathway
Cellular component (GO): membrane
Molecular function (GO): G protein-coupled receptor activity; olfactory receptor activity; odorant binding
Source: RefSeq, a predicted model, not a curated record
ACAGGCUGGUGGUCAUGCCAACAUUUUUGUAUAUUAUUUGUUUGUUUAAUCCUCCAUCUCAUUUAUUGCUUCAUAAACUUCUACCUCUGGAUAUGAAGUGCAUAGUAGUGUCGAUGGACAUUGAGGUAAUAAUGGUGUUAGUUUAUCUGUCAUGGGGAGGGUCAGCAUAAUUUACACCAAAUGCUGAGUAACCAAGGAGAGCUGAAAGAGUGUUAGUGCCUUGCGAUCGUUUACGGAUCUGUGCGCAUCAGUGGAACGCCUGCUCUCUGAUAACGAGGACAGAGUCGGGAGGUAUUGAUCUGGGGUGACAUUAGUUUAAUGGAGGCCUGGAUGGAAGCAGGACAUGUGGAUGUGUGGAACAGGUAGAGAAGCCGUACAUGUGCUCCACCGUUCCAGUCUCAGUAAACAGAGGAGCUGUUGUUCUUCAGCCUAACACAUUCUCUCAGUACUGUGGCGCUAAACUCCAAAUAUGCUUCAGUCUUUCAUUGUUAACGUCUCAGUGGAUUGGUACAACAAAAUGGAGAGCAGACACAUGGAUCUGUUCCUCAUCCCUACGGUUCUCCUAACCUCUGUCACAAUGCUGGUCAACCCCGUUCUGUCCCUCUGCAUACUGUGUUUUCCUACGCUACGUCAAGAGACCCGCUACCUGCUCCUUGCUAACAUGCUCUUCGCCGAUAUGCUCUUCCUCGCCAUAAACCUUGCGAUGGUCUCCUGCAACUCUGUGGGCCUGCACAUGCCUAACCUUCUGUGUGAGUUCAUGAUGGUGAGCAUGGUAAUGACAUACAGCACGUCUGUGCUCACCAUCACAUUGAUGGUCGUCGACACAUAUGUGGCGGUACGUUGGCCGUUACAUUACAAAGAGAUUCUCCCACCAUCUCGGGCCAGGAAGAUAAUCAUGAGCUUGUGGGUAACGGCAGCAGUGUGUCCCGUCUCUUUGCUAGUGAUGUUUGAGGUGGUGAUGGGCAGUGACAAGCAGAGCCGUCCAGUGUGUUUGAUGUUGAUCGCGCUGCACACGUUAGAACACAAGAUGAAGGUUGGCGUUCAUUUUUACUUCAUCGUUGCCAUCAGCCUCUGCACUGUUCUCAUUGUGUACUGUUAUAUUCAUCUCUACUUCAUCACUAAAACUUCUGGGAUAUGGCGUAGUCGGUACUCCCGGGCGCGUAUGACACUCCUGGCGCACACUCUGUUGCUCAUGAUGUAUUUUGUACCCACGUUGGUCUUUGCCGUUGAGCUGGCUCUUUUAAAGGAAGAAAGCGUGGAUCUUGUGGGAGUGUGGAUUAACUUGGUGAAUAUGUGCAUAUUGAUGUUGCUUCCACGCUGUUGCACUCCUUACCUGUACAUCCUGCGCUAUCACGAGAUUUACGAGACUGUCCAGCAGGUGUUUUGGAAGAAGCGACACCUAAGUCAGAGGAGUGCAGCCUAGAACUGGACUUGAAGCAGAGCAGGCCUGCACAAUAACUGUAUCUGGUAGCUCUGUCGUUGGAGGAUUCCUUAGCAAAAGAGGGAAUUUAAGA